AUGGAUGAGUAUUCAGGAGUCCAGAGUAACUAUCAAUCGAAAAUGCAGAGUAGUAGGACCUUGAAUGAUGUCUGUGAACUACACCAAAUGAACUAUGUUGGGUUCUGAGCUGUUCAUCAAGAGCUAGUUUGUGAAGAUUGCACUGAUUCUGAGAAGCAUAUCCAUCACAGUAAUAAAAUUUUGCUUCUUAAAGCUGCUGCAAGGGACAUUGUCAGUAAAAUCUCUAAUAUGACUAAUGAGCUAUUUGAGAGCAAUGAUUUCAAAAUCAGAACUAAUUUUAGAGCAAUGAUCAUGGAUUUCUUUGAAUUUUUGCAUGAAAAAUUAAGAGAGAUCGAACGAGAGAAAAUGAAAGAGCUUAGGGAAAUGUUUGCUAAGAUGAAUUGUGACGAUCUUUCCAAAAAGGCUGAAUACUUACAAAGGAAACAGUGUCAAUUUCAGAAAUAUGUCAAGGAUUUACGUGAAAAAUAUAACCAGAAGAAGUAUACUAGGAUUAUUGAGAAUACAGAUGAGAUCAAAGAGCAGAUGGACUCUAUUACUUUUCAUCAACAAGAGAUUGAACAAUGUAAGAAAGAUCUGGAAAAAUUCAAGAACCUUAACAUAAUAAGAAAAGACCAGAAAUCAGUGGAAGUUUUAUCAAAAGUGGUCAGCCAGUGCAUCAAAGUUCCUAAUGUCCGCCUGAUCUCUGAGGAAAAAGAUAUCCUGCACUUCUUUGUUUAUAACAGUCAUUCUAUGUAUAAAUAUAAUAUAAAAUCCUCUAAUUAUGAAGUUUGUAGAAUUCCAGUUAAAAUACCUGCAAAUUUCAUGAGCAUUGAGACUGAUGAUGGCAGAAUUUUUAUAAGCGGAGGUGGAGAGCCUGGUAAAGCAAGGAAGACCUGCUAUGAGUUCCUGGAUAACACUCUAAUACCAAGAAAAGAUAUGAUUUAUGAGAGGAGAGCUCAUACCUUGACAGAAAUUAAAGACUCUAAGAACAAGUCUCACAUAUAUGCUAUUGGUAGUAGCCUCCCAACUGAGAGUAUGAAUAAAUGUGAGUACUAUGAUGUGGUGACAAAUACUUGGACAUCAGGCCCAUCUUUGAAUACCAAGAGGAAUUUCCACUCCUCCAUUGCUUUCAAGAAAUAUAUUUAUGUCAUGGCUGGAUUCAAUGGAGGUCAAAGAACCAACAUUAUAGAAAGAUUGGACACUUUUUAUGGAGAUGAAUGGAACUUUAUUGAUGUGAAGAUGAAGAAUUACACUAAAAAGUGGGUAUGUCUUGAAGGAUGAGGACUCUACACCAUAGAUAGCACAAAAAUACUAAUUUUUGGUGGGUAUACAUCAAGUGAAAGAAAAAGUAGAGAUUGCUUCAUGUUCUAUCCAGAGUCAAGUAUUAUUGAAAGAAUAAACUGUAAAACAGCGUCUGAAUCAAACUUCUAUCAAAGGCAGCCUAAGAUGUCCUCUGAUGGUAAUCUAUAUUCUGUAGAGACGAACUCUCUAGACAUCCACAUCUUCGACAUCAACACGCAGACAUGGUCAGUUCUGGCUCGCAAGGACAUUGGUUGGUAA
Moneuplotes crassus is the source of this 1539-nucleotide messenger RNA. The record is from the annotation of a GenBank genome assembly. NCBI's taxonomy places the organism in Eukaryota, Ciliophora, Spirotrichea, Euplotida, Euplotidae.